CAGUUUUCAGUCUAUGGUUUCAAGCUCUGUUAAAACUUUAAAAAUUUAAUACUAAAUAUUUGGUAAAACAAUUAUUAAUAGAUUUUAGAUACCUAGCUGUUUUGUAUUAAACUGAAUUUGAUGCAUUAUUUUUAGCGUAGAAAUUUUAUAUUGUAUCAAGAUAAUGUUCUAAAAAUAAAAAACAAUGUUGUUUUUGCGCAUUUUUUUUUCUUCUAGACUUGACAUAACGUUGUUAAUGUUUGUCGAACAAUGAACGGUGCAUUGUGAAUUUUGUGAAGCAAACGCAAACCGUGCGACAUUUUGUUGUUUUUUUUUUCAUUGUUGCAAUUCUACAUUGUAUAAUACGCGUGAAUCGAAUCGAAGCGCUUGUGGCGUAUACGUGAUGCGUAUUUUUGCACGAUGAAAUUAUAAAAACGAGAUUUGGAAUAAGUAUACGUGGGCAGUUAGCUUGUUUGCGUUUUCAGUGAUGUAUCACUGUAGGGACGCGUAGUAAGUACUGAAAGUGUUACGGGUAGCGGAUAGUAGGGCGGAGGUGUAUUUUCGGAGGAGAUUUGGCGCGUCUACGUUUAGGAUGGCGAUGGCAGAACAGUUCUCGUUGCGGUGGAACGACUUCCAUUCGAACUUGUCUCAGUCUUUUCACGCUUUGCUGGAAGGCGAGGACCUGGUGGACGUGACGCUUGCGGCGGGUGGCCAGUAUGUCCAUGCACACAAGCUUAUCCUCUCGGUCUGCAGCCCUUAUUUUAAGGAACUAUUCAAGAUGAAUCCAUGUGAGCAUCCAAUAGUAAUUCUCAAAGAUGUGGAGCUGCAAGAGCUACGUCAGCUCCUUCAGUUCAUGUACCGAGGUGAGGUGCAUGUACGUCAGCAAGAGUUAUCCGGGUUCUUACACACAGCCGAGUUGCUUCAAGUUAAAGGCUUAACUGGUGGUAGGGAGAAGAGUGAGUCGCCACCUCCGGUGACAGAAGAGAAGCAAGUAACAAAACCAAGUAUCUCGGAACCAUCACCGGAGAGUCAACAGGAAUGGGUGCCGGGCGGCGAGGACACCAUCGCUACUGAGACUCUGGCUGAAACCUCUGACAGUGCAUCAGUCAAAGAGGAAACCGUCAGAAGUCCUUUGAAAAGAUUAUUAAAAAAUACGCCGAAUAAAAACGCCAGCGUCAAGAAAAAACCUAGACCGGUCAACGACAGCCCCACACACCCCGAAAACACCGACUAUGCCUACGACAGUGAACCUCUCAUCGACUUCGACAACGACUUGUUUCACAGCGUGCUCGUCCUGCCCGAAACCAAGGAAGCCGGCUGGAAUUGCAAGACGGGCGGCGUGAAGUGCCCGAACUGCCACCGGUUCUUCGCGAACCGCUACAACCUGAAGGUGCACAUCCGGGACAAGCACGACACGCGCGAGGGCACGCUGCAGUGCGACAUCUGCCAGAAGCGGAUGCGCAACCCGUCGUGUCUGCGCGUGCACAAGUACCACCACCGCAAGCAGGCCGCCUACCUCGCUCAGCUGACGACGCAGGGUGAUCAAAUGAAGCAAGUCGUUCAAAACAUGGUUGGAGCUAAGUGGCGUGCUGAUCCAGGUCUUGGGGUCGAUUUCAGGGAAUACGAGAACUCGCAGAGCUCUAUGGGUAACAAAUGGCGCAGUGAAACAGCGCUCUCUACUGAUUACAAGGAGUAUGAGAGUAGUCCACGGGCUACAACUCCUGGUCCGAACACGCCCGCAAGCCAAACGCCGGAUAAUAAGUAUCAAGCUACAACGCCUGAACGAUCUUCCAAAUCCGAGAACGAAGACACGGUAUGAAGGGUUGCUUCUUGACCAUUAAAAAAAGAACAAAAACGUAUAGGGCAUGUAAAAUAUUUAACUUGAGUAAACAGUGAUUAAUGUCAGAUGAAAUAAUGAAAAAACACUUGAGAUCUGAAUGUUUUGUCAGUAAAAUUACUCAUAGUUAAAUGUUUUGCAUUUUCAUUUUUAACACAACGAGAUAAACUGAGUAUAUUAUGUAUAUACGUGAGGGUCAUUAAACGUUGAUCUUAAAAUUUAAUGACAAUAGACUAUUUGAUGAUAAUACUGAGGAAUUUAUUGCUAGAGAGUAUCUUUAAUAGAAAAGAUAACUGUUAACAUGAAUUUUAACCGUUUUGUGUGACGUCACAGUAUAUAACUGCUCACAACUAAAUUAAAUAAAUAAAGAAUAUAAUAGAAAUUCCAAUCUUGAAUCGUGUUAAUUAUAAUAAAUUUAACUAGUGAAUACGUAAUUAAGACGAUCAUUUCUUAAAUUAGCCACGUUAAUUUAAAAGCAAAUAAAAACACUCUUAAUUAUGUUUACAGUAUGGACUGUGUUAAGUUGAGACUCAAUUCUGAAAAGUAUUUUAAUCAACAGACAGUUUCGCUUUUAGAGUAUGUUUACAGUUUUAUAUUUAUAUUUCAAUAAAUUUUUGAGCAAGUAAUAAAUAGUAAUAAAAAGCUUACAAUGCUUAUUUGUGUUAAAUGUCACUAGGCACGAGUUGUUUGUUAAUUAAUUGGUUUGCAUUAUCGUACCAAAAAGUAUGUGCACGAUUAUAUAUGUCAAUUUAUUUUAAAAAAAAAAUCUUAAAAUGGCGUGUAAAUAAAUUGUGCACAAAUAAAUUAUUAUGAAAACAAUUUUUUAGUAACAGUUGAAACCUCUAAGCUAAGAUAAGCGAGACUUGAAAGAGCUUUGGUUUAGGGCUUGAUACGUGAUGAUUUAAUCGCCUGGGAUCACUUUAGUUAGUCCGUACCAUGAAUACGAAAAAGUAUAAAAACAUUAAUUGAAAAACAUGAAAUGUGGUAGGUACACUAGCCAGUAAUUCUUAUUUUAACGUUUAGAUGUAAUCAUCGAAAUCGUUAGUUAUAUACGAGACGAUAUCUGCUUAUUUUCAUGUUCAUGUGCUCUUCUAAUUGUUUGGAAAAAUAUUACUUUACUCAAAUAAGAGUGAAUAUUUCAUGAAAAAGUCUAUGUUUAAUAUGCAAAAUAAAAAUUAUAAACGUUAUUAUAAUAUUAUUUGUUUCUAUACCGCUGCUAUUGAAAGCAUGUUUAUUGUACUGUGACGCCGUUAUAUCACUGGAUGAUGUAUUCAAAGGCAUGUGUGAAGAAUAUAAAAGUAUUAAUUAUACUAAAGCGAUUCGAAUAUCAAUAUUAUUGCUCGCAGGAUUCGAAUUACAGUUAAAUCAAUCAAAUAGUCUAUCGUCGGAAUAUGUGUAAUAAUAUAUAAUAAAAGGUACAUUUUUGGUGCAUUUUUGAAUACUCUAAUGGAGAGAUUAUUUUAAUAAAUUACGAAUUAGAUCAUUAUAUUAAUCUGACUUGUGUACAAAACGUUUUUGUUGCGUUUUUUGUAUAUGUAUACAUUCCAUAACAGAAUAUCCAAAGACUGAAAUACUUCGAACAAAAUACAUUCUUAUAUAUAAAAUGCCUAAGAUAAUAUUGUAGGUGAAUAAUAUGUUUUUUAUCGUUCACAAUGUAUUAUUCAUUCGAUUCCAUUUGCAUGCCCUUUGGUGGUGGUUUAGCAUAAUAUAACUUUCGUAAUUUUUUCUAUGACAAAAGGAUAAAAAACAUAUUCUUCUCUCUCACGAUUGAGGUUGAAACUGGGACAUGUAGUGUCUCAAUAAGUCAUUUUCGAUUAUGUCUCGGUGUCCCAUAAUAUUCGCAGAGUACAACUUUUUUUUUGUUUGUAAUUAGGCAGCUAGGUCGAGAAAUUUAGAGUUUGUAUUUGAAUCGUUGCCAUUAUUUAAAACGAACGUACAAAUAAGACGUCCCGUAAUUAAUUUUCGAUUAUCGAUACGAUGCUGAGUUGUGUGAUGGUGUAAUGAAGUUGUUCACCAAAAUGUAGUAAGCAUAACCUAACAGUACAAAAUACGAUAUUGUUUAAUUCAUCUAUAAAUUUAUGCUUUACUUAGUUGUAGGUUUUACAAAAUAAUUAGUAUUAAGUGAAAAUACAAAAACUUAUUUUUCGAAUACGGUUCAAUUUAGGCUUGUAAAUUUUAUACAAAGUUGUGUGUUCGAACAUUAUUAAUUAGGGUUAUUGAACACGAAAAGAGUGAAUUAUACCUCAAAGCAGGCCCUGUGUGAAGCGACUGUUUUAUUAAACAGCAAUCGUUCGAGCUUAGUGCGAUUCGCAAAGGACAAAAACAGAUCCGACUUUUUGAAGAUCUGAAACAUUCCAAUAUUUAUAUUUAUAAUAUAUAUAUAUAUAUGUUGUACUUUAGUUGUAUUUUUUUUUGUAUAUCUUGGUCGUCGAUGUUUAUUCGUGUACGGCGUUAAAGCGAAGUUAGCUUUAAUAAAAAUCGUCCCAUCGUCUUGAAGUCGAAACUAAUUAUAGUCAUUAGCUCUCUUUUUUUUUACUUAUCGGUGAACCAUAUGAAGUUUAUAAGAAUAAGAAUAUAUUUAUAUACAUAUAUGCCUUCGCGACCGCUGAUCGAUUGCAAAGAUAUCUGUAUAUUUGGAAUAUCUAAAGUCGCGCAAAAGGUGUAUUUUUGGGCAGUAAUAUAUAUAGUAUCUAUUCACAAAUGAAAUGAUUUGGUACGUCCAUAUUUCGUCGUAUUUACGGUUUGGGUAUUUUUUUAACCAUUAAUAUAAGUUUUUUUUUAUAAUAACGACUAACAUUUUUGUACUAUUCAAUUAUAAAAAAAUAAUUAGUAACAUUCCAUUAGUAUGUAGGUCUGCAUAAUCAACCUGAUUUUAUAGAAUUUUUAUGAAUAUUUUGUAGGUUUUAGAUUGUAGGUGAAUUAAAAAAAAAAGAAGAGAUUAUAACAAUUAAUAUUGUAGACGACGACUCGUAGUUUUUUUUCGGUAGCUGUGUAGUUUUGUAAGCAUUUAUUAUCGUGUGAGCGAGAAAGAGUUUUUUUUUAAUUUUUAAUUUACCAAAUUAUUUUCAUACCAAUGCUAUUUACAAUACAUUUUUUUUAUUAAAUAAUAUUAUAACAGUAGACGGUGCAGCUAAUUAUCUCGAUGUAAAUUUUGAAUUACACGCGAAUGAAUAUAGUAAUAAGAAACAGUGCAUAUAUGCAAUAAUAUAUUAGGUUGUGUGCUUAAUAAAAACAUUGAUAAUUCAAUGUUGAAGUAAUUUUUUGAUAUUUAAGUAUAUUUUUGUAUGUAUUUUGUGUAAUGGUGGAUCUUGAUUUCCUCCCUGAAUACUCAAUUUUCGUGGCCAAAUAGUUGUUAAUAUCUGUGCCUUUAGGUUAUAACAUAAACAUGGUACAUAUAUAAAUAAAUAUAAUAUUAUAUAUGUUUACAUAAUCUCGAAAUGUCUAACAUUGUAAGAAAUCUAUCCGAUAAUUCGUAUAUGAUACCUUAAUCGAUUAUUAUAUAUUUGUGAUCAUACUUUUUUUUUGAAAACGUGUGUUAAAUAUUUACAAACGGUUUUUUGGUCUUUUACAUUGCAAAUAGUAAUAAAAAUCAUAUAAAAUCCACCGUAUACAAAUAUAAUUUAUUAAUAUAUCUAUUUAUAAUUUCCGCAAUACAUUCCAAUAAGAUAUUAUUAUUACCUUUACAUUCCAUUUGUGAACGAAAUUAUUUGUAAAAAUAAUGCAUUGCAAAAAAAUGAUAAUAAUUAAAAUUUGAAUGAUAUAAUAAUAUAUUACAUUAUAUUUAAGAUGUUGUGCUCAAAUAUGUUUGAGAUAGUACAGAUCUGUGUUUCCAUGACAAAGUUAGUAAUUAAUGAUAGUUUUUCUUAGUGUGUAAGUUUCUGUCGAAUUUUUGAGAACUGGGAAAACAAAUAAUAACAUUUGGUUUUCGAUCGUCAGCGACACAUUGAACUCGUUUCAUUUGGGAAAACAAUUGAUUUGUUUGUGCACUGUAUUAUUGAUUCUACAGUUUGACGCACGUCCGCCUGGAUUGCGUCGAUAUGACAUAAUAAGUACGUACGGUAACCGCAUUGACUUAGUUUUGGUCAUGUCAAUGAGACGUCACAUUUAAUUCUACAUGCCCUAUGUGGCGCACUGAAGAAAUUAUUUCGAUUUCUUUCGUAAUUAUUUCGAUUUCUGUUACUAUGGGGCCUAGAUUGCCAAACUUUGCCUUCUUUUGUUUGCUAAUGUAUGUUUUUUGUUUCUCUUAAACAUUAUAUUCAUUCUUAGUAUCUUCGGAUUUGUCUUUCCCAGAAUUUACUGGAUAGUCCGGCGCUCUAAGUAAGAAGAUAAAAAAGAGGAAUCGACAUAUUUCCUUUAGUGCGCUACGUAGGGCAUCGGUGACCUACAUAACACUAAAGGGGUUAAGCGAUUCUAAAUGUCAUUAAUAGUAUAGCUGUAGUAGUCGGAUGGAAUCGAAAAUCAAAAAUAAAACUUAGUCAUAAAUUGCUGUUUGGAUUGUAGAGUGGUACGAGUCAAAAUUUGUUACAACCGUUUCAAGCUAUCAUGUAACUUAUGUAUUAAAAUUGAACUUGCGUUAACUCAUGAUGGCCAAGUUAUUAGCAAUGCUUGUGGUAACUUUAAUAACAUAGGGGACGUAGAGACGAAAAAUUUUACAGCACACCAUAACCAUUGGAUUACCUUCAAUCAAUCUACUGAGCGAAUUGAUUGCGAUGCUUGCCCAGGAAAAAUAUAUCUUUGUUUUGAACAGCAACGGCUGUUUCGUGUCUGACAAUUCUAAUUGAGAUAUUUGAUUGUGUACAUUUUGUCUUGUAUCACUAAUUCGAUCAGCGAUCAUCAUUCCCGCCCAAAGGUCUUCAAGCUCCAUGCCAUAACCAUUUAAUUAUAUAAGAUCGUGUAAUACAUAUGUUUUUUUCCGUCUAUAUAAACAGUAUGUUUAUAUUCGAUUAAUCAAUACAUUAUCUUGUAGAAAAUAGGUUUUAUAUAUUUGUAAACUUUUUUCAUAUGCUAUAAAAAGUUAAAGUUGGCAGUAUUAAUUGAUUAUGUUUGCGCUCUUAAUUCUGCACGUGGCAGACAAAAGGUUUGCGAUUUAUAAUGCAAUGUUAAUUUAACUUUGAGAACAACUUAUAUCUGAAUUAACCAGCACAACAACUAACUGUGAUUAUCAUUAGGGAAUCAAAUUACUGUGCAAUGCACAGAAACUGCACAGUAAAUGUGUAAUCAGAGUUCAUGAAUAUUAACCAAGCCAAUUGAUUACAAGAACCGAAAGUACUAGAAUAUUUUUUCUGUUUAAAAUCCCUAUUAGCCGUAAGAGAUUAAUAAUAUUCAUUACAGAAUUAUUAUUACAUUGAUCCAUCGGAACUUUCGGUGUGCGAAAAUGAUAACACUUCGGUUAUUAUAAAAUGUCAGAGGGCAUGUAUUUUUUUAAGCAUUUAAGCAAGUAAAAAAGAUAGAACACGUAUUCAUUCUUUUGUUCACAUAUUUAAUAUGUAGUUGGAACCUUUUGUCUGUGCAUGUGGUUCAUUGAUUGAAUGAUGCAUGAGAUAGUUACGUUUAGUCUAAUAAAUACUUUUUCGCUACAGUAGAAUGACCAACAAAAAGGACACAUUUCGAAGACUCGUCUUUCAUAAUUAUUAAAAAUCAAAAACAAUUUCUAUUACUGCCAAUUUUAAACUUUAAACAACCUCAACACUGUGUAAUUUUGUCUUUUUCUAUUCACAUUUUAAUGACAGGAUGACGGGUGUGAAAUUGAAAAUAUCAAGUCCUUUAUGAAUUGACAUGAUGAAUUGAUAAUUAACUUGAAAACACCUCUUGGGUGUUUAAUUUAACUAUGAAAAAUGGCAAUAUACUCAAAAUAAUGAAGAAAUUCGAAAAACAUAUUGUAUUACUAAAAAUCAUGUCUAAAUAUUAAUUGAACACUUGAUAUACAUAAAUGCAUAAUAAUGAAAACUAUUUUCGACUUACGGGUAUUGUGUGUAAUAUUGAAGUUGUAAAGAAGAAGAAGUUUAAUAUUGUGUUUUAAUAUUAUAUAGGCUAGUGUUGAUCUAUCCUAAAGUAACACUAAAGAAAGACAUGAAUUACUAAAACGGAUUUAGUAUCAUAACGGAUUUUUUAUUUAUUUCACCAAUAGUAAUUUUAGUCGUGUGUAAUUUGCCUUAAACGGUGUUACUAUAACGAUUUGUAAACUUUUUAUGUUUACCUUAAGGGGCUGGGCGUGUAGAAUUUAAAUAAAUUAAUAAAAAUGUUAAAUUCAAAUUCAGAGCGGAGAGGGCUGAUCGCUUCAUGUCGAUAAUAUAAACCCACCCACUCUUCACUGCCAAUGUAUCGAUAAACCAUUCAAGGUGGUUGAUUGCACUAUCGUUUUCAGACGUGACACCUAUAGAACUUUCAAAAUAAAUUCUAAAAAAAAACACCGUUCUCAUAAGAACGAUAUUUUAAAAAAAACUUGAUAGUCUCUUCCCCUUUCUUAAGUACCUACAUGUUUAUAAAGUAAUCUCUUAUUGUUUUUCUCCACGUUAUCCCACUAGGUGAAGUCGGCACAGCGAAUUUUUCUAUUCCAUUCUUUUCUAUCAGCCGUCAUCUUAACACCCACUCCUCGCUCUCUCUCAUAUCGUCAGUCACACACUCCAUCCAUGUCUUCUUCGGUCGACCUCUUCCUCCUCUAUAUGUGUAUAAGGUAAUAACAUGUAAUAAACAUUCUGAUGGUUAAACAUGUUAAUUUAUAAAGUUUUCACACAAUAUUAUAAUACAAAAGCAACACCUCGAGAUAGAUAAUGGGUUCAAGAAUCUGAUAAAACCAAAUAUCUGUAUUUGUUCCACAUCUCCAUUGAUACGGACGCAGCCACCACCACUGAAGUAGCGAUCAAUAGUUUAACCAAAACAAACUUCCAUAAACUGUAUUUUUUGAAAAGUUACACUUUUGUUAUCACUAAUUAACUUUCUUCAAGCCAGACUUGGUAGAAUAUAUUUUAAACAGACCGUCACUAGCGCUUCCGAACUCUAGUGACCGCUUAUCAUUAGGUUUCGUAAUGCUCGCCGACUUUUGAACAAAUAAAAAAUAUGAAAUAACUAUCAUUAAGUUUUGUUUGACUAUUAAAGGCAUUUUUCAAAUUAAUUCCCGUCAUCCCAACUAUGUUACUAUGGUACGAUGAAACUCUCAAAGAUUUUUAAAAACAAGUCUUUUAGAUACAUACUUGUAACAGUAACGUAAUAUAUGCACACGAAUAUAUAGAUUAAUAUUAACAGUACAUUAAUAUUAACAGCUAAAGUACAAAGCGAUUGUCGAAAUCAAAAUUGAAUCUUGUUGUUGAACAAGUAAAUUUUUAAACAAUAUUGUUGAAAUUUCAUAUUUUUGUAUACAUUCCAUUAUUUAAGGAAAAUAGAUACGUAUAUAUAUCAUAUAUGUAUAGUGAUGUAUUGUUCGACAUUGGCCAGUAUAAUUAGAUAUGACAUUUGGUUAAGCGGAAAUCUAAUUAAUAACAUUUUUAAAAAAAACUACGAUUCUGGAAUAAAUAAUAAAAUUGUAAUGAGUCGGUUGUGAAAUUGUUAUGAUAUAACUUGAACAUAAUAUGUAUGAAUGUACAAUAUAUUAAUUACGAACAAAAGUGCAUUCUGCGAUAGUAUAGAAAUCAGAACUGAAAAAAAAGACACCUUAAAACGAAUUUAAAAUAAUACGAAAAUGUAAAUUUAACGAAUUAAUAGAUGCGAAACGAAAUUAGAUCACUCCGUUAUACGGCACUCGAAUACUGUUCGAUAAUAUUCGAACAAUAAUAUUAUAAUAAGGACGAUAUAUCAGAUUACAAUAUCAUGAUCAAGUUUACUAAAUUAUAAUAUAGUAAAAUAUUUUCGGCAAACGAAAUAAAAUCUGAUGCUGUGUAUGCGUCUUAUCGAAUUAUUAUUCAUUUAAAUCUGUACUUUUAAUUAAGAGUUAUCUCGAAUUUACAGUAUUAAACAAUAGUAUUUAAAAAAAUGUAUGGUUGUGAAAAAGGCAAGAUAAAAAAAUAAUUGCGGAUUGACAAUGUGCUCCCGACUGUAAUUGAGGCCGUUAGCAUAAAAGUGGCUUUAGCUUACCAUAGUUCGCAUGAAGAUAAUGAGGUUUGAAUUUACUUAUACACUGCUUUGUAGGCAAAACAUUAAGCGCAAAAAUAAUAUUUAUAAAUCCAUCUGUUAUCUAUGUGUAAAAGUAUGGGUAGGCCGGUUUGCAUUAAAAUUUAUUUAUGUUUUAAAUAAAUUGCAGUAUAGUAUAAGCACGAAUAUAAAAAUUGCGGCAUCCUCUUCUGCGCUGACGGCCUCAAUGAUUGUCACUGAACGGAAUGGAUGGCGACUGCGUCUUGGUAUCGUGUUGGCGAACAUUAUGUCCUUAACAGUUCCGAAGAGGGACGUAAUUUCAUUGAGCUGUCUGGCGGCUACAGUUUAGUCAUUUGAACACAGCAUCGGAUUUUGGUUUUUUUUUUUUAAAACACUUCAAGUGAUGAAUUUGCUCAAGACAAUUGAAUUUCAAAUUGUACCGUAAGACUAUCGUACCCUAAAUCUACAUAUUUUAUAUAAUGGAGUUUUUGCGCAGUGUGCGCUUAGAAGUAUUUUUAGUAUUGUUUAGCAUGAGAUCGUUGUGUGAUCUUCAUCAUACUCAAAAUAUUUUAAUUUUUAUAUUGUAGCUUUACAUGAUGUAAUAAAUUAUAAUUUUGUACGAUA
Molecule: messenger RNA, 10504 nt
Organism: Bombyx mori (domestic silkworm)
Lineage: Eukaryota; Metazoa; Arthropoda; Insecta; Lepidoptera; Bombycidae
Product: protein tramtrack, beta isoform
Exons: 9
Coding region: 572-1798 (408 amino acids)
Biological process (GO): regulation of transcription by RNA polymerase II
Cellular component (GO): nucleus
Molecular function (GO): protein binding
Source: RefSeq, a predicted model, not a curated record